CAGCCAAUCAGGGCCGCGCCAACCAGCUCAACAGGUUGUGCUCGAAAGGCAAACAGAACGUGUGAAACACACACCUGCUACACUCAGAGACACGUCUGCAACCUGCUAGUCAUGAAGCUGACCGUGCUGUGCUGUUCUGUUCUGCUGCUCUCUGUCCUGUCCCACAGGGCCGUGGCAGGUGUGGAUGAUGCACGUGAACAAGGAGCCAAUGAUGGAUUCACACAGUCUGACUGUGAGAAGUAUUCCACCCAAUCCGGCUGCACCAAGGAGUAUGAUCCAGUAUGUGGCAAUGAUGGAACGACCUACAGCACCGAAUGUGUUCUCUGCCAGUACAACAGAGAACUGAAGAAAACUGUGAGAGUCGCAGGCAGAGGGGAGUGCCCAUCUUAACUGGCCGUGUUGUCCAGUGGCACACGGGCGCACACACAAUAAUCAUUCCAUGUAACUCAAUAAAGUCACAUACCGCAUA
Gasterosteus aculeatus aculeatus (three-spined stickleback) is the source of this 469-nucleotide messenger RNA. RefSeq names its product serine protease inhibitor Kazal-type 1-like. The record is from RefSeq and is a predicted model, not a curated record. Lineage: Eukaryota; Metazoa; Chordata; Actinopteri; Perciformes; Gasterosteidae. Gene Ontology annotation, molecular function: protein binding; serine-type endopeptidase inhibitor activity.